This is a messenger RNA of Rhizopus microsporus ATCC 52813, 459 nucleotides long. RefSeq lists its product as uncharacterized. The transcript has a single exon. The coding region runs from base 111 to 359 and encodes 82 amino acids. The record is from RefSeq and is a predicted model, not a curated record. Lineage: Eukaryota; Fungi; Mucoromycota; Mucoromycetes; Mucorales; Rhizopodaceae.
AAGUAAAGGAUUCGGGAAAAGUACGCAAACGUGUGCAUAAUUGAUGAACACAUGACCUCACAAACCUGCCUGUAUUGCUUUUCAAAGCUCGACCAUCCUAUACAAAGAAAAUGGAAAAAGGAAGACAAAUCAGUUUGAAGAGCAAAGGCUCUCUUUUAUGUAGAAAUCCAAAAUGCGUCAUAGUCAAGAACAACAAAGCAUCCAAAUCAAGAGAUUCUCUUUCUGCUUUAGCAAUUGGCAUUUCUGGACUGUGCAAACUCUUGUUUAGGCAAACUCUUCCUGUAUUCUCACCUAGCAUCAGUCAUUCCAAUACUGAUUUUAUUUCUAUUACCCCUUCCUUGCUUAACACAAGAGAAUGACAGGGCCAUUGCGAUGCAAAUAUUGGGUAAGGAUUAAACCUUGAACUCAUGACUGUUUUUUUGGUUGGGUUUUUAGAAUUUUCGUAAACUUCAAUUUUUC